Acanthosepion pharaonis is the source of this 864-nucleotide messenger RNA. The record is from the annotation of a GenBank genome assembly. NCBI's taxonomy places the organism in Eukaryota, Metazoa, Mollusca, Cephalopoda, Sepiida, Sepiidae.
AUGAUAUUUUUAGGCUUCUUUUCAAUUCUUUCCUUUUUUUUUUUCUUCUGUCUUGAUUUCUUAUCUUUUUCUCUUAUCUUUUUCUUUUGCAUUUUCUUUUUCAUUUUCAAUUUUUCUUUUUUUCUUUCUUUCCAUCAGUCGGUUUUUUCUCUUUUUUCUUAUUUGUUUGUCAUUCUUGUCUUUCUUCUUUUUCUUUUUAAAUUUGUGUUUCUUCAGUUAUUUUUCGUGGCGUUUCUCUCUUUGCAUUUCUUUCUAUUUUCUUUGUCUUUUACUUUUUCUUUGUUUUACUUGUAUUUCUUUCUUUUUUUAUUUUCUUUCGCCAUUCGUUUUAUCUUAUAUCAUUUAAUUUCUGUUUUCUUUCUUUCUACUGUCGUUUCCUUUGUUUUUUGUUUCCCUUACCCAAACUUUAACCACUUUCUUUUAAAUCUAUCUAUCUAUCUAUCUAUCUAUCUAUCUAUCUAUCUAUCUAUCUAUCUAUCUAUCACAUCUCUCUCUAUAUAUAUCGAUCUAUUGGCAACAGUUCAACUAUCUAUCACAAUUCAUCUAUUUGUUCUUAUCUAUGGCGAUCUAUCUACCACAGUUCAACUUUCUAUCUAUCUAUCUAUCUAUCUAUCUAUCUAUCUAUCUAUCUAUCUAUCACAUCUUUCUAUAUAUAUCGAUCUAUUGGCAACAGUUAAACUAUCUAUCUCAAUUCAUCUAUUUGUUCUUAUCUAUGGCGAUCUAUCUACCACAGUUCAACUUUCUAUCUAUCUCCAAAUUCAUCUGUUUCUUUCUAUCUAUAUCGGUCUAUCUACAACAGUUCAUCUAUCUAUCUAUCUAUCUAUCUAUCUAUCUAUCUAUCUAUCUAUCUAUCUAUCUAUCUGA